Molecule: messenger RNA, 267 nt
Organism: Colletes gigas
Lineage: Eukaryota; Metazoa; Arthropoda; Insecta; Hymenoptera; Colletidae
Gene: ox
Product: cytochrome b-c1 complex subunit 9
Exons: 2
Coding region: 1-267 (88 amino acids)
Biological process (GO): mitochondrial electron transport, ubiquinol to cytochrome c
Source: RefSeq, a predicted model, not a curated record
AUGGCUGCGCGUUUUCUCUAUCGUUAUAUUUUCAAGCGGACGUCCACCUUUAUCUUGGGCAUUGUCGUUGCCUCGAUGUGUUUCGAGAGAGCUUACGAUCAUGGUUGCGAAAGCAUCUUUGAAUGGAUAAACGAAGGCAGACUUUGGAUGCAUAUAAAAGAUCAGUACGAGGAUCAAUCGCAGCAAUUGAAUUACAAGCAUAAUUUAAUCAAAAAAGAGAUAUCUAAUUUACAUAGAGAAUCGAACAAGCGAACGAAAGAAGAUUAA